Tilletiaria anomala UBC 951 is the source of this 1445-nucleotide messenger RNA. RefSeq lists its product as uncharacterized. The transcript has 5 exons. Gene Ontology annotation, cellular component: mitochondrion. Gene Ontology annotation, biological process: biosynthetic process; mitochondrial respiratory chain complex I assembly. The record is from RefSeq and is a predicted model, not a curated record. Lineage: Eukaryota; Fungi; Basidiomycota; Exobasidiomycetes; Georgefischeriales; Tilletiariaceae. Bases 1 to 1011 code for a protein of 336 amino acids.
AUGUCUUGUGCUUGCCAACUGUGGUUGCACAGUCAGGCAUUCGUUUUCGGCCAUUGCUCUUCCCUUGGGCGCCUCACCCCAACGCCUGGAGGACCGGAAGGCACAUCUCCAUCCCCGUCUUCGAAUUAUGGCGCCGCAGUGACGUCAACGGCAGAGACGAAAGCGUUCGUCUCGGUGCGAGACUACUCUUCCUACCUGGCGCACUACUUUUAUCCAAGACGCCUACAGCGGCACUACCUGGCACUGCGCGCUUUUAAUGCAGAGCUGGCAUCGAUCAAGGAGACCGUCUCUUCUGAGAUACUGGGCCGCAUUCGAAUAGGAUGGUGGAGGGACGCGAUUCGGGGAUGCUACAAUAAACGCCCACCAAAGCACCCUGUUGCUCUCGCGCUUGCAGAAGCGAUCCACGACCCGGCAGUCCUCGCGCAGGGCGGAUUGGUGCAAGACCAUUUCCAACGGAUCAUCAGUGCACGUGAAGACGACCUUGCGGCUCCACUGACACCACCGACGCUGGAGGACAUGGAAGAGUAUGCCGAAGCGACGUCCUCGCGCCUUUACUACCUCUCCCUUAACCUGCUCGGCUACGACGCGCGAAGCACCGACGAGAUCUUCUCGCAUCUCGGCAAAGCGUCGGGUCUGACGCUGCAGCUCGCCUCUCGACGGUUGAUGCUACCGCACGAGCACCUGCUCGCCCACCGCGUUGUCGAGGAAGACGUUUACCGCAAUGGCGGGCGAGCGCAGGGCGUGAGAGAUGCCGUGUUUGAGACUGCAACAAGGGCGAACGAUUACCUCAUUACGGCCAGGACGCUGAUCCGCGACUCAUUCCGGCGGGGAACAGUGCCGGAGCAGCUGGCUGGCCCGCUAGUUGGUGCUGUACCUGCGCGUUACUACCUCGAGCAGCUCGAGAAGCACGACUUUGACCCGUUCCACCCGGCGCUGCAAGCCGUCGCCGCCGGGCGCGACUGGAAGCUGGCGUGGGCAAUGUGGCGAACGAGCCGGAGCCGUAACAUCUGAUCAUCCCGAGGCAGGCAGCAGACUGUUCCGCGCCUGUGUUCAAACCGGCGCUCUGCUCCUUUCUUCUCGCUUGCAAAGCAAGUCGACGAAGGCAUUGGAAUACAUGUUCCUCUGAUCAUGCGCUAUAGCCUGACCAUGAGAUGCUGUAACUGACGAUUGCUUGGACAUGAAGGCAUAAAUUUGAAAAAUGCUACAGGGGUGUCUGCUUGAGCUUGAUUGCGACGAUGGAAAGGAUAUGCGAGUAAGUGACCGCUGCUGGCAUGAGGACCUGCCCUGGCGUCUGCUCUACUUUGCAAUGCAUCGCCUACAUUGCCGCCUUCUCGCCGACCCUAGCGGCGCCUGUCGCGGACGCGUUCUCCUUUCCGCCGUCAUCCUCGUCCUCGUUGACGUUCCAGCCGCGGGAGCGCUGCACAGCGCGCUCCCAGCCUUUUUUG